Brachypodium distachyon (stiff brome) is the source of this 3027-nucleotide messenger RNA. Its product is annotated as protein NETWORKED 2B. Gene Ontology annotation, molecular function: actin binding. The transcript has 2 exons. Bases 451 to 2877 code for a protein of 808 amino acids. NCBI's taxonomy places the organism in Eukaryota, Viridiplantae, Streptophyta, Magnoliopsida, Poales, Poaceae. The record is from RefSeq and is a predicted model, not a curated record.
CGUGCAUGCAACCACAAAAGCUUGAGUAAAUCUCGUUGGACCGCGCAUUUCUGACUUUCCGUCCGUGUGCGCAAGGAAAAGUGCCACACCCGUCUCUCGCGCGCGGUCAUCCAGUCCUCUCCCACCACUGGCCCGCGCGCGUCGCUCACGCCCGCCCAUCCCCUGGAGGCUGGAGCAACCACACCAAGCCAACCCUCCUCGCGCCCUUCCUAUUUCGCCAUGCCAUCUCCCACCACCGACCCACCUCCCCUCUCCUCUCCCCUCCUCCGGCUCCCGGCGGCUCCGCUCGACCCCGCACCACAAGACUGAACCGCACCCGCAACGCGGUUUUGGCAUCCAUAUCCCCGCCCUGCGGCACCACCAAGGGCGCGCGGCCGACAAACGAGGAGCAGGAGGAGAUCGGGGAGCGGUGAGGCCGCACAGCGGCGUGCGUGACCCCUGCUGCCGGCCAUGCUGCAGCGCGCGGCGAGCAAUGCCUACUCCUGGUGGUGGGCGUCCCACAUCCGCACCAGCCAGUCCAAGUGGCUCGACACCACCCUCCAUGAGAUGGAGGAUAGGCUCAAGGUCACGAUCAAGCUCAUUGAAGCGGAUGCCGACACGUUCGGCAAGAAGGCCGAACUCUACUUCAGGAGCCGGCCGGAGCUCAUCAGCAACGUGGAGGACAUGUUCAAAUCCUACCAGGCGCUGGCCGACCGGUAUGACCGGAUAUCCUGUGAGCUGCACAAGGCCAACCACACCAUUGCCACCGUCUUCCCGGACCACGUCCAGUUAUCCAUGCAAGAAGGCGACGUCGACGGAUUACCAAAGGCACUCACCAGCAUUGAUCUCAUCAACUACAAAUUCCCUGCGCUGGAAGGUUUGCCCAUGGGCUCACGGGUCACAAGCCGAGGAACUAGCCCCGUUCCAAAGAGGACCCAGACACACCGAAGAGUGGCCUCCCACAUGAACAAGGACAAGGCACUGGAGGAGAUCGACAAGAUGCAGAAGCAAAUCCUGGUGCUGCAGACUGAGAAGGAGUUCUUGAAGACCUCUUAUGACAGUGCGCUAGGCAAGUAUCUAGACAUUGAGAGGAAGGUGGCCGAGUUGCAGGAGGAAGUUUGCUGCUUGCAAGAUACUUUUAGCACUGGCUCGGACAUUGAAGACAACGAAGCCCGAGCACUGAUGGCCGCGCGAGCCAUUAUGUCUUGUGAGCAUACAUUGGUUAACUUGCAGGACCAGCAAAAGAGAUCAUCGGUUGAGGCGAGGACGGAAUUUCAAAGAUUCAUCGACGCAAGGGAGAAGCUGAAAACCUUCAAGGAUGAGUGUGGUCAGCCACAGACGCAAAUUGACGGGACUGAUCAAGUUGAUACAGGACUUGGCCCAGCACUGCGGUCUGUGGAUGGUGAUGAUUCUGUUCUGACCGAGGUUAAACUUGACUUGCAGGAAGUAUGUCAGAAAUUCAAAGAACUAAUUGAAUGGCAUCCCGAGGUAUCAGUGGCAGACAUAGCUGAAAAGGUUGAUCAACUUGUGGAGAAGGUAAUCAACUUGGAGCUUGCUAGUACUUCGCAGAAUGCUCAGAUCGAUAGAAUGAAGACCGAGUUAGAUGAAUUGCACAAGCGCCUACGUGCCUUGGAAGAAGAGAAGGCGGCUUUGGUUGUUGAUUCCAGUAAGUUAGCAGACAAAUUGAAGCAAGUUGAAGGGGUGCUGCAAGUUGUCCAACAAAUUGGUAGGUCCAUACAAUAUGGUGCAGAGAAUAUUUAUAAAGAAAUAACUGAUGCCUGCAGUGAACUUACUGAGUUUGUAGAAACAUUGCACUCCCCUGAACGCCAAAUCUUUUCAUCCGACAAGGGCUCGCAUGGUCUUUUGGGUCGGCAACAACUUGUUGCAAAUGGAUCUGAAGGUGUGGAUAGUAGUUUAUUAGAAGAUUAUGAAUCGGUCCUUCAAAGCUACAAAGAUACAGAGCAACAACUUUCAGAAUUCGAGAAUAAAAAUCAGAAGUAUCAUAUUGAGGCAAUGUCAGAGCUGAAGGAAUUGAAGAGUGCCAAUACGAUGAAAGAUGAAGAGAUUCACUCUCUUCGGCGCAUACUAAGUUCUUUGCAGAGAAAGAUGAAUGCUUCUGAUCCUGAGUACGUGGAAAAGUCUGAAGAAACGUCCAAAGUUGAAGAACCCCUUCCGUAUUCAGCCGUGGAGGAAAAAUUUAGGGCAGAGAUCGAAAAGGUAUUGGAGCAGAACAUGGACUUCUGGUUGAGGUUUAGCACAUCGUACCAUCAAAUAAGGAAUUUCCAAUCAGCAUUUGACAAGUUAAAAGCCGAGAUGACUAAGUUGACUGAUGCACAGGCACAAGGAGCUGCAGACGGAUUUCCUACUAAUCAUCAGGUCGCAAAGCUGGAGUCAGCUGUUUUAGAAAAGAAAUUUCGGGAUUUGAAUACAGACCUUCAAGUUUGGAUGGAAAAGAAUGUGCUAUUAAAAGGAGAGCUGGAGAACAGGUUCUCUUCAUUGUGCAGCAUCCAAGAGGAUAUAUCAAAGAUCACAAUUCUUGAUAAAGGUUGUGAUGAAGAUCACUUCAGCUGUUUCCAAGCUGCAAAAUUUCAAGGAGAGGUGCUUAAUAUGAAACAAGAGAACAACAAAGUUGCUAAAGAGCUAGAAGCUGGACUGGACCAUGUAAGAGGUCUCCAAGUGGAGGUUGGUAGGGUGCUCUUGAAUCUCAGAGAGAAUCUUGAACUAUCUAUAGCAAGAAGUAAUCGAGCUCAACAGAACUUUCGAGCCCUGUCAACAAAAGCUGGGGUUCCCCUUAGAACUUUCCUAUUUGGUGCGAAGCCGAAGAAACCAUCACUCUUUUCAUGCAUGGGUCCUGGGAUGCAUAAGCAGUACGGUAGCUCGAAGCAUGGUCGUAGAUGAGAAUUGUUGGAUUAUCAGCUAUCUGUCUCUUGAUGUCAAAUACAGAAGAGAUCUCAAUGUAGCUCUCAGUUGAUUUAUGCUACCUGUAUUUACCUUAGCCCUUAAAUGUAAAAUUGGCUCACGAUUAAAUUUAUUCUGCAUUGACCUUUA